Messenger RNA from Actinia tenebrosa (Australian red waratah sea anemone), 3694 nucleotides. RefSeq lists its product as uncharacterized. NCBI's taxonomy places the organism in Eukaryota, Metazoa, Cnidaria, Anthozoa, Actiniaria, Actiniidae. Gene Ontology annotation, biological process: actin polymerization or depolymerization; actin filament severing; cytoskeleton organization. The record is from RefSeq and is a predicted model, not a curated record. Gene Ontology annotation, cellular component: cytoplasm; actin cytoskeleton. Gene Ontology annotation, molecular function: phosphatidylinositol-4,5-bisphosphate binding; actin filament binding.
UGGCAGAAACAAACGCUGGCUCUGAUGUUCAAUCAAGCAGAGUAUUAAAAACAAGCAUUUUCUAUUAUAUUGACUGCUCGGAAUUGCUAUCUAUUUUGACUAGCGACUCGAGGCUUUGGUGGUUGAAUUAUCAAGGUGACCUGGAAUUUCUAAAACAGUGAAAUCUUGGAUUCUGGCAACGUCGAUCGUGACAUCAAAAAUACGAGCCUUCACGAACGUGACUUCUUAAGGACGGCAUCCCUACGGCAAAAAUAGCCUUUUUUCAGUAUUCGAGUGGUAUAUCAAGUCAAAAACCAUCCUUGUGUGUAGUAUAGGGAUCAGUAUUGCUGUAUAAUUAUUUGAUUUGGAUUUAUUUACGCUGGAAGAGAAAGAAAUCUGAACAGAUAAUUCGGGACUCAUCCACCCUUUGUUUUGCUAUCUGGACAAGAAGAAGUAGUGGAUUUGUCGUCGACGCGAAUGAAAUCUUUGACAGAAAUAUUUAUUCUGGCUGCACAGAUGGAUCAAGCUUCAAAAAUGUCGGUGAACUGGGAUUCAUUUUCCAAUCGCUAAAAUUUUAGCCUAGCCACAACAAUGGCUUUGAAGUAGGAUUUGAACCAAAGAUAAUAUAAAAGCCAAGAAAAGCAGUUUAAAGAGAGAACGCAAAACCACCAAAUACACUCGACUGAAUUUUAAAGGAACAAAGAACAAAAAGUUUGUUUCAAACACAUCAAUAAACCUCACUGCUUCUCAACCAUGUUCGGAGCUCACAAAGAGAUCAAUUAAUACAGUCGGAGAUCCAUUGGACAGAGAUYCAACUUUGGAAGACAACAAAAUGGCAAGUAGAUACCAUGAUGUUGAAUCCAAGCAGUCCACUGACCACCCGAGGAGACGCCAUCCUCUUGGACCAAGAUCCAAGACAAUGAUUGAAGAAACCAGCACUUCUAGGUACCGCAGUCCAGGAAGCGAAGAAUCUCCAGGGCUAGGUAGAAGAUAUGGAAGUGCAAGAUACCAUAGAAAAAAUACGGAUCUUAAAUCCUCUGAUGAUACAACAAUUUCUCCAAGUUAUUCUCAGGGGAUAUCGUCAAGGCGACCAGUUUCCACAAGUGUCAAAUACACUAGCUCUGUUGCAACACCUACCAGGCCGGCUAUUAACCCAUUACAUUAUGGGCGGAGCUCAAGUUUUUCACAUGAAAAUACAGCGUCACAGUAUUCAGUGUCUAAAUCCAAUAGUAAAGGCCCUCUGUACCUUGACUUUACGCGAAGUGGAUUGACCAGUAGAGAGAAAAYAGCAACUACUGGGGAAAGGGAUAGCCCUAUUCUCUCUAGAUUGCAAACCUCAUCUUAUAAGACAAAGUGCCCCUCACCAACUCAUGAAGACAGUAGAGUUAAACCUGACAGAACAAGAACGUACUCCCCUACUUUAUACCAAAAAGACAGAGGACGAUCAACUCCUUCUCCAGAUAUCACAAAAGGCAGUUUAUCAAGAAGUAGUUCUCUAAGUUCUAGGGGUUCUAGUACCGUCUCCAGCAGGAAAAGCUCAGCAAGUUCUACUGGUAGGGACAGAGUAGCAAAUUUAGGGGGUUACUCUGGACAAACAUCCCCAGAUGAUACUACAUCACAAAAUAUAUCCCUUCUCAGUCAACACAUUGCUAGGACGUUUCGUCCCGAAGAUCGUAGAGGCUCGGACGGGGCACUAACAGAGCGACCACCAUUCUUGCGGAGUUAUUCCCUUCGGAGUGAUUACACCUCGAGGUAUGUUCAACACCAAGUUCGUGAAAGAAAGAACUCAAGUCCAGUUCAAAUGACUUUACACAAACAGGCUAGUUUACYGGUGAAGAAGGAUAGCGCUUUGCUUGGAGAAAAAGAUGACGAACGUUCAAGAAAAGGAAGUUGGUUGCGGUCGAGAAAAAAGGCUACUGAUUCGCCAGAGAACAUUAAAAGGUCGGAUUCAAAUUACCCAUCUAAUAAAGAAAAGAAAGUCUCUCUAAGCAGUAGGCUGUCAUCUUCCAAUGAAAGCAACACAGAAAYUCCACAAGCUCCAGCAAAGAGAAAAUUUUCUGUACCAAGUAAGUACUUUUCUUCAAGAGACACAAUGUCAUCUGGGGGAAGCUCUGAGGUUCUUGACGUGACAGAGAUUGGUAGAGCCAGGAAAAAGUAUUCCCUCCCAGGGAAGYUUAGCUUUAGGAAGCGAAGCCCCAGUAUUGAAAGAACGGCCGCUACAAGUAGGUCCGAACCUGGUAGUCCUGAAAGGUAUUUUGAAGAAUUAAGACCUGGUAAAUCUGGUUCUUUUAGCUCAGAUUCAGAAAAAACUGUUGGAUCGGUAAUGAGAAGAUUUAAGUUUUGGGAUAAAAAGGAAAGGCGUUCUCCUCGUUCGAGGUCUAUAUCACCUGAGGGAAGGGAUGCUGAACAAACUGAAAGACUCUUGGGUAAAAUAAAUGUUGGUAAUACUGCCAAACCUAGUGAGUUGAGCAAAAAGGACACGGAAAAAAUAUCAGAUUCUGAAAUUAAACUUGAAGAAACAAAUGUACCACUAAGCAAGAGUGCAGGACCUGAACAAGUGGAAAGAAAAACGUCUUUCAMAAAAAUAGACGUCAGCAAAAAGGUUUCCAUACCUAAAGAGGAAACAGAAAAUUCGMCAGACAAGAAAGACGAUUCGCUAACUCGAGGACAGAGAAGGGCACGGUAUAGAAGAGCAGCGGGUGGCUUUUCAAAGUCAAUGGAUGCAGCUGUAGGGGUUUCUACAACCAGCACUAAUGACGAAGAAGAACCAUCAUCGCCAACUUUGGAAAAGUCUGAGAAACUUAGAGAGAGGAGACGACGACGCCAGCUCGAGAGGGAGAAAUUCUUUGCCUCAAUGGCUGAAGGAGACAUAGCUCCCCAAGAAUACAGACCAAGAAGGCUCCGGUUAAAGGUGUCACGGAGCAUGGAUGCUCCGGAAACUGAGAAGCGUCGCUCCCAAACAAUCGCUUCUACAGAUCAUGUAGAUAUUAUAGAUUCUAUUCUAAAAGAAUCGCCGCACUUGUCUGAAGAGAAUGUGAAGCCGCCGUCAAUCAAGGAAAUGUUAAGUAGGUACAUAUCUGAAGAUGACUCAUCGAAGAUUAUCCUAGAAGCGCACAAGAAGAAGAAACCGGAGGAACGACCGCACAGUAUUUGUGGGGGUGCUCUUUCGCCUGAUGAGAUGAAAAAGUUUGAAGAUAUCAAUUUUUCUCUCGCAAGGAAGGAUUCCUCAGAUGAGCCAGGAGCGUUAAAGAGGGUGGAUAAAAGGUUUUCUUCUGAGGAUGAUACUGAUGGACGACAUGAAAACAGUCAGGGGAGAGAUUUGCCUUUGAAUGUCGUUGGACAUGAGCAGGAGGUCCAGAAGACGUUACCUAAAGCUGAGAAAGAAGUUGAAAUUUUAGAGAGUGAGAAAACUUCGAGAAAACUCUCUCAAUCUGAAGAUUCCACGGACUCACACCUUAAGUCUUUGUUUAGAAGACGAAAGCAUUCCCAUGAAGAAGAUAAAGGAAAGAAAAAAGACAAAGAACAAGAAAAAGAAAGGAUCAAGGUAAAGGAAAGAGAAAAGAAAGAAAAGGAAAAUGAAGAAAAAGAAAGAAAACAAAGGGAUAAACAAAGGCAUAAAGAAGAAAAGGAGGAAAAACUUCGAAAGGAUAAAGAGAAGCAGAAAAUGAAGAAGGAAGAAAAAGAGAAGGCAAAGGAAAGAUUAAAGGAAAAAGAA